Molecule: messenger RNA, 1282 nt
Organism: Lingula anatina
Lineage: Eukaryota; Metazoa; Brachiopoda; Lingulata; Lingulida; Lingulidae
Product: endothelial differentiation-related factor 1
Cellular component (GO): nucleus
Molecular function (GO): DNA binding
Source: RefSeq, a predicted model, not a curated record
CUCAUGUUUUCUCGCAACGAAACGAUAUUUAGAGUUCAGCGUGUUGCGUUAUUAUUUGCAACCAAAUUUAGACAAAUAUUGCAGGAUUACAAAGCGUUUUAACUAAGCUGACACACGAGAACGUGGAUUUAUUAAAAUGGCAGAAGCUGACUGGGAUGAAGUUACAUAUUUGAGGAAGAGAGCACCAAAGGCGGGACAGCUGAAAUCGCAGCAGGCUAUUAAUGCUGCGCAAAGACAAGGACUACAGAUAGAAACCUCAAAAAAAUUUGCUGCUGCUAGCAAUAAACAGCAUUCAGCUGCUAAAAAUACUGCCAAGCUAGACCGUGAGACGGAGGAGCUGCAUCAUGAAAAAGUGGACCGCUCCAUGGCUCAAGUCAUACAGCAAGCCAGGCAGGCAAAGGGCUUGACACAAAAAGAUUUAGCAACAAAAAUAAAUGAAAAACAACAGGUUGUCAAUGAAUAUGAAUCUGGAAAAGCAAUCCCCAACCAACAAGUGAUUAGUAAACUGGAGAGAGCCUUAGGAGUUAAGCUACGAGGGAAAGACAUGGGCAAACCUCUUCAGCCCCCUGGUGGGAAGAAAAAAUGAAAUAAUAUGUCUUCUGAAGAGCAGCAAGAUGCACUUCCACAUGAUCUGAACUGGAUUGGAAAUACACAAACUAACUGUAUCAAACCAAAAAAGUUGCAUGUCAUGAUUAUUGUGAAAGGCGAUUUAAGCAUUUGUAUUGCCACAUAACAUCUGGAUACCAAUGUGCCUGUGAACCUGUUUUAACUUUUUUAAAAGAGCAAAAAUAUAGUACAAAAAACAUGAUACUGUUGUGGUUUUUUAGGGGGGGGUUCAAGAAACGUGAACUAUCAAAGAGAGCAAGUCAAUUUAAUCUCAGAAUUAGUUGUGCAUUUUGGUUGCAAGAAAAGCUUAUGUUUUGGUAAAAUAAGGGACACACUUUCAUAUAUCUGUGGAAAGAUUGCUCAGACAGAAGGGUUUUAUAUAAACUGUUAAUGUUACACGAUUUAAUAUUUUACUCUCAUCAACCUGAGCUAAUGCAUUGAACCAAGUUACAGUGGAACAUCACACGCUUGCGCUUAAACAGGUGGUCAGUUGUACAUUUUAUGUAUCUAUAUGUAUGCAGAAUUUAUGUUGGUUGCCAGGGACUCGUUUAUGCUUCUGAAACAUUUCGCCUGUUGGGUUUAUUCAAUGGCAGAAGCCUGUGCUUAUUGUGGAAAAUUGUCAGUUGUUAUUUAUUAUAAUUUUUUUUUCUGAAAUAAAGGAAUGGAGAACACAGUA